This is a messenger RNA of Sinocyclocheilus rhinocerous, 1972 nucleotides long. Its product is annotated as zinc finger protein 513-like. The transcript is spliced from 4 exons. Gene Ontology annotation, biological process: positive regulation of transcription by RNA polymerase II. The record is from RefSeq and is a predicted model, not a curated record. The coding region runs from base 1 to 1671 and encodes 556 amino acids. NCBI's taxonomy places the organism in Eukaryota, Metazoa, Chordata, Actinopteri, Cypriniformes, Cyprinidae. Gene Ontology annotation, cellular component: nucleus.
AUGGAAGGAGCUAUCGGUGCUACGAAUAUGAUUGUGAAAACACUGGCUGCCGGAUACAGAGUGGGAGCUGAAGAUGGGGUGGCAGUCGGCAGUCAGGAAAACCUGGUCCUGGAGAGUGACUUCCUCCUCGAACAGGAGCUGGGCUUCGGAGAAAAUGACUACAGGAUCGUGGGUUUUGAGAGGGACUCGGACUCCGUCACGGCUGACAUGGGAAUGCCGGUGUACGGCUUCAGCGAUGAGGACUGUUCCAGCUACAACCGUCUCAGCAUGGAGAGCGACUUCGAGGACCCACGAGACACGGAGAGCGAGCGGGAGGAGAUGGGCCCCGACACCACGUUUGCCCCGUACCUCUCCUGCAGGCAGUGCGGCCAGCUGCUGGGCGACCCCCUGAGCGACGCGCUGGACCUCGACGGCCUCUACUGCCUCCAGUGUGGCGCCGAGGGUGGAGACGCAGACCGGCAGGACCGUCCGCUAGAGGAGGCCCAUCCCACCGACACCGCGCAAGGGAAGGUGAACCGAGGCAGAUCCACAUCUGACGGAAGCUCUUGUAAAACGUACUCCUGCAAACUGUGCAGCUUCAGCUCACGUUACUCCAACCACUUGAAGCGGCACAUGAAAACGCACAAUGGCGAGAAGCCAUACCAGUGCCAGCAGUGCGCCUACGCCUCCGCCCAGCUGGUGAACCUGCAGCGGCAUGUGCGCACGCACACGGGCGAGAAGCCGUACAAAUGCGAGUUCUGCACAUUCGCGUGCAACUCUCUGGGAAACCUGAAGAGGCACCAGCGCAUGCACAUGCAAGAGAAAGACCUCAACUGCAGCCAGUGCGACUUCCGCGCCAACAACAGCCACUCCUUAAAUAAACACAUGAUGAGCCACAAGGAGGACAAAUCAACAGCCUUAACGGAAGAGUCUGUGGAGUCUGACCUGACUCUGCACAUCAGCAGCGACCCCGACUUCCUCCAAAGCUAUGACACUCUACGAACAGACUGCCAUCCUCCCGCCCUGCUGCACGCUGAGGGUUUGGCCAAAGAGUCGGACCCUCUGCCCGAGCUGCUAUUCCCCUUCACGUGCCGUGUGUGCGGAGCGGUGCUGGAGGACGAGGAGGGCACCUCGGCGCAGAUCUGCAGCAGAUGCACACUAGACAUGUUGUCCAAAAGCUCCCCGAGCAGCCCGGAGAAAGGUGACAAGCUGUACUCGUGCACAUCAUGUCCGUUCGUCACUCAGUACCCCAACCACCUCGCCCGCCACAUGAAGACUCACAGCGGCGAGAAGCCCUACAAGUGCCCGCAGUGCAAUUAUGCUUCCGCCCACUUCGACAACCUCAAGCGGCACCACCGCGUGCACACGGGCGAGAAGCCAUACAAAUGCCGCGUGUGCGACUACGCUUGCGGCAACCUGGCCAAUCUCAAGCGGCACGAGCGCAUCCACUCGGGCGCCAAGCCGUUCCAGUGCAGUGUGUGUAGUUACAGCUGCAACCAGAGCAUGAACCUGAAGCGCCACAUGCUGCGGCACACCGGCGAGAAGCCCUUUAAGUGCCAGGAGUGCGGCUACACCACGGGCCACUGGGACAAUUACAAACGCCACCAGAAGAAGCACGGCCACUCUGCCGAAGGCUGGCUCAAGAUGCAGCUGCCGGAGAAAGAGGAAGAGGAUGAGGAAGGAGAAAUGUAGUGGAAGCUCUCUAUGAUGUCUAGCUCCAGUUGCCUUAUUAUUAUUAUUAUUGUUAUUAUCAUCAUCAGAGAAAUCCAUACGGUAAAGGUGCGUCGCGACAGGGUCGGUGUGCGUUUUUUUUUUUUUCACUUGAUUGUAUUUUGUAUUUUGUCCAACUGUUUACAGCAGCUGAUUUCAAUCCCAGAAUCACAGGUUUGCAAGUUAAGAUCGUUGUCUUGAACUGAAAGAGCACAUUUAUGCACCACUGGGUGAAUCUCGCAAAAAAAAUGUCCAGGCCAUAUUUCACCCCAAAAUUAAAAGG